Thamnophis elegans (Western terrestrial garter snake) is the source of this 6227-nucleotide messenger RNA. RefSeq names its product coiled-coil domain containing 80 (gene CCDC80). The coding region runs from base 459 to 3305 and encodes 948 amino acids. The transcript has 8 exons. Lineage: Eukaryota; Metazoa; Chordata; Lepidosauria; Squamata; Natricidae. The record is from RefSeq and is a predicted model, not a curated record.
GGCAGGCUUGGGAAUGAAGAUUAGGAAGGUAAAGAGAGGCGCGCUAUGUUCUUCGCUUAGUGCGCGCUUAAACCGUUUUGCCUGGUAAAUGUAUUAGCCCUGAUGCUUCGGCUCUGGAGGAACAAAGGAGCCCCGCUGCAGGCCAGAGAGCAGAACUGAGGUGGAAGCGGCCGUGAAAGUGUAGAAGAGAGAGAAAGCGCCGAGCAGGAGCGAAAUCUGCGAAAUGUGCCUCUCCAGAGUUGCUCCCGAAAGGAGGCAGAGCUGCGGCUAGAUGGAGAGAGGAAAGCUCCGGGCGGCAGCGUCUGUUUGCCUGCAUCUGCUUCCCUGAACACGAACAAGCCUUUCGGGGGGUGAGGAGGAAUCUGUUUGGCCCCCAGCAGAGCUACAUCAGCUUCUGCGGUCUGAAAGUGGGGAUCUGAAAGGAAGUCUUGGAGAAGAAGUUUGCUACAAGAGUCACAAUGAACUGGACACCCCUUGUGAGCUUAACCGUGUUGUGGGCAACGUGGCUAGUGUGUGGCUCACAUAAGCCAGUGAGGCAAGCUGAGAAAGGGAGUCUUGGAAUCAGAAAACAACCCGUGGCCUAUAGGAGCAGUAUCAGGAGAUCUGCUUCAACCCAGCCCAGGUUAAGCAAGGUCCCUCGGAGACUUGCAUACCUUUCUUUGAGGCAUGGGCAACGUCCCCUUGUUAAAAGGGAUUCUUUGGAACCUAAAAACCCAGCAGCUUCUUCCUCAAAAAAUAAAUCUCGGGUUCAGAUAAGGACUGGCGAGACAAAAAUACGCCAGAUGAAAAGACCUAAGCUGGAAAUGAUUAAAGAUGAAGGAACAUCCACUGCAGUCCAAUCACGGGUUGUGCGCUUCUCAUCAGGGUCCAGUUCUCCCAAUAUUCUGGCUAGCUUUGCAGGCAAGAACAGAGUCUGGAUCAUCUCUGCUCCCCAUGCCUCCGAUGGCUAUUACCGGCUCAUGAUGAGUCUGCUGAACGAUGAUGUCUAUUGUGAGUUAGCGGAAAGGCAUGUCCAGCAGAUUAUACUGUUCCACGGGGAAGGUGAAGAAGGGGGUAAAGUUAGGAAGAUAUCCCCCGAAGGGAAAAUCCUGGAGCAGCCUCUAGAUCCAAGCCUCAUUCCCAAACUUAUGAGCUUUUUGAAACUAGAGAAGGGGAAAUUUGGAAUGGUGCUGUUAAAGAAGACGCUGCAAGUUGAGGAACGGUACCCUUACCCAGUAAGGUUGGAAGCUAUCCAUGAAGUCAUUGACCAGAGUCCCAUCAGGAAGAUUGAGAAGGCAAGGCAAAAAGGCUUCAUUCAGAAAUGUAAAGCAGCUGGAGGGGAGGGCCAGAUCGUCACGGAAGGGCUCAGUGGGGGCAACACCACAAGAGCAGCUCCCAGUGGUGGUCGUGUCCAGUCAUUCCCGAGAAAGGAAGAAACAAGGAAAGGCAAAAUGCAACCAACCAGAGUGAAAACUGUGAAGAAAGUGAUGGCAGCUACAGUGCCAUCUCCUUCCCCCACGACAUCUACAGCCACCACCUUCCCUCCAACCACCACAACUCUCAGGCCAGUUGCCAGAAUAACGACAAUACCAAGCAGACCCACAACCACCAUCACAACUACUCCAACUACACAGAGAACAUGGACCACAAAGUCACUCACAGAGCUUCCUACAGAGCCCAAGACAACUAUUGCUCCUGAGACAGAGGCCUCCCUUUCCAUACGGAGAGAAAACCGCAGAGGAAAGCAUCCAGGCCACACACAAAGACAACCAACAGCUACUAAAAGACCCAGGAAAGCCAGUCAUUAUGACACUUACACAGAAAUGCCAAGGGCCACCUCAGAACAUUACACCAGGGCAAAUGCUGGCAGAUUCAGAGACAAUCGCACAGACAAGAAGGACAGUCGGGACACCAGCAUCAUAGCUGGCCAGCAGAAGCCUCCUAAAAGCAAGCAGACCAAAAAGAAAGCCCAGGACAAGAUACUGAGCAAUGAAUACGAGGAUAAACAUGACUCAGGGCAGCCUGCCAUUCCUCAUUUAGAGGAAAGCAUCCCCAUAGGAAAUAUUCCACCCAAGAAAGCCAAAGAGUCCAAGAAACGCAUCCCUUUAAAUAAACCUGACAAGAAGAAAGAAAGGUAUGACAAGAAAAUUGAGAGGCAGGCCAAGAAAGACAGAGCUGAAAGGAAAAACAAGCAAGAAAAAGAGCGCAACAAGAAAAACAAGAAAGGAAGCAAGACAGAGAAUGAUGGAAGCCUGAAACCUCCCACUAAGUCUUUCACCCAGACCUCCAGGAAAUCUGUGACAAACCUUCUGAACUUCUUUGAAGGCAAAAGACGACUUUUGCUGAUCACAACACCCAAAGCUGACAACAACAUGUAUGUGCAACAGAGGGAUGAAUAUUUGGAGAGCUUUUGCAAAAUGGCGACUAGAAAAAUUUCAAUUAUCACCAUCUUUGGCACAAUGAACAACAGUCAUAUGAAGAUCGAUCAUUUCCAGCUAGAUAAUGAGAAUCCUAUGAAGGUGAUAGAGGAUGAAGAUCUGGUGGACCAGAAUCUCAUCAACGAGCUGAGAAGAGAAUAUGGAAUGACCUAUAAUGACUUCUUUAUGGUGUUGACAGAUUCUGAUAUGAAGGCCAAGCAAUACUAUGAAGUGCCUAUCGCCAUGAAGUCUGUGUUUGAUCUGAUAGAUACUUUCCAGUCACGUAUCAAAGAAAUGGAAAAACAGAAACGGGAAGGCACUGUUUGCAAAGAAAAUAAGAAACAAUCUCUGGAAAACUUUUUGUCCAGAUUCCGGUGGAGAAGGAGACUACUAGUAAUAUCCACUCCCAGUGAGGAAGACUGGGCUUAUUCACAGCAGCUUGCAGCCCUGAAUGGGCAAGCAUGCAAUUUUGGUCUGCGACAUAUAAUUAUCCUCAAGUUGUUAGGCCUGGGAGAAGAGAUUGGUGGAGUUCUAGAACUAUAUCCAAUCAAUGGGAGCUCCAGUGUGGACAGGGAAGAUGUACCCAUUCAUUUGGUGAAAGAUAUCCGCAAUUAUUUCCAGAUUAGUCCUGAAUAUUUUUCCAUGCUUUUGGUUGGCAAAGAUGGGAAUGUCAAAUCUUGGUAUCCUUCCCCAAUGUGGUCCAUGGUGAUUGUAUAUGAUUUAAUUGACUCUAUGCAACUUCGACGACAGGAGAUGGCCAUUCAGCAGUCACUUGGCAUGCGAUGCCCAGAAGAUGAAUAUGCAGAGUAUGGCUACCAUGGUUAUCACCAAGGUUAUCAGGAAGGUUAUCAAGAUGAUUAUCAUCAUCAUCAUGAAAGUUACCACCAUGGAUACCCGUACAGAAAGUAGCAAUUUAGCCUUUGACUGUUUGAAUCCCACUAGUCCUUCAAGUCACAAAAGGCCACGUGUGGAAAUUGCUUCAUGAUUGCCUGAACAUUUUCUAUUCCUUCAGUGUAUAAAAUUUUGGUCUUCUCUGUAAUGCACAUUUUCAUGAACUGAAAGAGGUGAAAUUAAUUUCACUGAUGCCUUAUGAAAUAAAGACUCCUUUAUAUUUUAGAGCCCUUUUAACUUGAGGUAUUUUCCUUGUGCUAUGUAUAUGUAGAACAAGAAACUCCUUUCUAAUAGUGAUUAUUGUAUGAUAGAUAGGAUAUAACAUAAACAAUGGACAUCAUUUCUUGUCUAACUACAUUCCCAUUCCCCCAGGAAAUAUAUAUUUGAAAACUGUGAAUCUUUAUUGAAGAGGAAAAAUGGUGAAUUGUGUUGCCGAGUAUGAUCUUCACACUGCAGUUUUUCAGGAGGGUUUAUUACAGUUGUUACAGAAAAAGAUUUCUAGACGACUUUUAAAAAUGCUUUGUCUAAAAUCACUUUGUUCAUACUAUACCAUCUCUCUAUGAUUCUGUCAAUUACCAAUCUGAAGAGUGUCUAGAGUUAACAAUUUAAAUAUAGUCUAUGAUUCUGAGUGAAAAAUCUGAGAGAACAAAGACUUCAGCUUUAGCAAUAGCAACAGACUUAUAUACCGCUUCAUAAUGCUUUUCCAGCACUCUCUAAGCACUUUACAGAAUCAGCAUAUUUCCCCCCCCCCAAAAAAAAAUCUGGGUCCUCAGUUUACCAAUCUCAGGAUAGAAGGAUGGAUCAACCUUAAGCCAGUCAGGAUCAAACUCUUGACAGUGGGGAGAGUUAGACUAUAACACUGUAUUCUAACCACUGUGCCUUCAUGCCUCAGUAUAUUGCUGGUUAAAAAGAUAUUUCAGCUUUUUAGCCAGCAAUAUAUUUAAGCAAAGCCACAGAGCAGAACCUGAAUGCAAAAGCAUUAAUGUUAGAAAUUAUUUUGCCUAACAUCUUUGGGCCAGUCCCUCUCUCUCAGCCCAACCCAUCUCAUGGGAUUGUUGUUGUGUUGUGGAAAACAGAAGAAAGAAGUUGUGUUAGAUAUGUUUGCAACCUUGAGUUUUUUAACAAUAAAGGUGUAUAAAGGUGUACUUUGUAUGUAUCAACCAAGUUAUACUUGGAAACAAGUAUAACAUUUCUCUAUAUAGGUACAAUAUACACUUCUCAAAUUAGAAAAAAAAUCUUAGCAUGCCAGAAAAACCCUUUCCUAACGUAUCAUAGCAAUUGCUGAAACUUACAUGAGGCCUAAAGGACAACAGUUCCAAAGUAAAACAAUAGUAUCGUCCCAGUUUCUAUUUCCUAUGCAGAAGAAAAGGAAAUAAUUUCUGUCAUUUAACUUGGAAUUCAAAAGCUCUUCAAUUUGCAGUGUCCUAUACAUAGAUUUUCUGUCGUCCAAUACCAAAGGAAGGAAACUUCAAAAGCAGCUGCACAUACAUUAUCACCACUGCCAAUACCAAUCUGAAUGGACUAUUGGAGAAUACUUGUGUAAAUUGACAAAGAAGGCAUAGUGAGCUAAACCUAAAUAGUAAGAUGAGUUUUAAUUGAUCUUCAUGUGCAACUUGUAAAACAGGAAGUAGUCCUUAUGUAAUCUUAAAAUUUCACUAAACGUGAUUAAAAGUUAACUUGCAAAAUAUGCGAGGCAGAUUUAUCAAAUGUUUUGUGAGAGGAAUUUUUUUCAGAAAUGGUUAAGUUAGUUUUUUCUGUGUUUUGUUUCUUUUAAGUGUAAUGUAAUCUAAAACUAGCAAUUUCAAACUUCCUGAAAACAUCAUGCUAGGAAUAACUGUCAUGUUAAAAUAAGUAAGACCAAACCAAUCAAAAGACACAACUGAAAAUAAUGUUCAACACCAGCUUUAAAUUGGACAAGCUCAGUUUUUAUUUAUUUUUGUUUUGUUAUUAGAUAUUUGCAGAGGAAAACAAAAUCAACCCUGCACGCCACUAAUGCAAAAAACCUUCAGAAUUUUCUUUCAAGAAAUUUCUUUUUAAAUUCCACACGCACCAAACAAAGCAGAUUUCUUUCUCAAACACAGACAAACCACAUAUUUAGCGGACACAUAUAUGUUCCCUAAAUGAGUCUGCCAGGCCACAUGAAUGCAAAAGGGGAAUCCUUUGAAGAAGACUGGAGAACAGAUGAAUAUUUAACUUUUUACAUAUUUUUAUAUUCUAUUUAGAAAACACCCUUUCAGGUCAUUUUCCCAGGAGAAAAUCAUUCAAGUACUCCAUGUCCAACCCAACAGCCAUGCAGGCAAUAAUAAUAAUCCUUUGGAUGUAUUAUAUCAGGAAUGCUUAAUCAGGUAUUUCUAGGGUAUCCAAGACCUUGAAGUUGGGUAGCAUUACCUAGUUUGGGCAACAGUUGACCCCUAAAUCAGUGGUCUCCAACCUUGGCAACUUUAAGACCUUAAGAGCUUUGCUGGCUGAGGAACUCUGGGAGUUGAAGUCCACAAGUCUUAAAGUUGCCAAGGUUGCAGACCACUGCCCUAAAUGACUCCAUUAAAAGCCCAGCACAAAUCCAUACAUUAUUGAGAAUAUAUAUGUAUGAUAUUACCAAUUUUUAAAAAUAUGUAUUUGAAUAUUGGUUUUUCUAAUUGUUAUGGAAAGUCAAUAUUGGUCACUAAAGUAUUAUUUUUUCUGUGUCUAAUUCUAUUGGUAUGCAUAAAAUCAAUAUCCAUUUGCCCAGUUUUUUUCAUUGAACUCAACUCACCCAUUCCCCUCCCCCCCAAAUUGUAAUUUAUUCCAGGCACUAGUAGGUAAGUUAGGCAAAGUUUGUCUUGCAACUGUAUUUAAACAACUGCUGUUAAGGAACACUGUUAUGUUAGAACUACUUCUUCAGAGACUAUCAAUAAAAGCACAAUGGAUACUUGCGUCAAUAAAGUUGGUAAAAGAAAUCCU